Messenger RNA from Acanthochromis polyacanthus (spiny chromis), 5507 nucleotides. RefSeq names its product aryl hydrocarbon receptor nuclear translocator-like protein 2. Lineage: Eukaryota; Metazoa; Chordata; Actinopteri; Pomacentridae. Bases 340 to 2193 code for a protein of 617 amino acids. Gene Ontology annotation, biological process: regulation of transcription by RNA polymerase II. The transcript has 17 exons. The record is from RefSeq and is a predicted model, not a curated record. Gene Ontology annotation, molecular function: DNA-binding transcription factor activity, RNA polymerase II-specific; RNA polymerase II cis-regulatory region sequence-specific DNA binding; protein dimerization activity. Gene Ontology annotation, cellular component: nucleus; aryl hydrocarbon receptor complex; transcription regulator complex.
CCAUACACUGCGUCCAGCGGACAUGAAUGAACCGAAAAGGCGAUAAAGGAGGAGGAGGGGACAAGUGUGCAUUCUUCUCUGUCGUCCUUGUUUCCUAAAGGACAUGGGUGUUCCGUUCUCACCCAUCCCUCACGUUUCUAACCCCCCUCCGCCUCCUUUGUGAAAAAAAAUACGGGAGGAGGAGGGUGAGAGAGAAAAAAUGAAGUCAAUUUUACAACACCCCGUCUCUGUGAAGCUCCCUCCUCUCCUCCACAGCUUCUUACUACUACAGCUGGCGGCUCCACAUGCGCCGCGGCGCUCCGUAGCCUGCACCGGGCACACCGGCUCCAGUCUGUAGGCAUGUCGGCCGGCGGCUCUGACGGGACUGCGGACCGGGCAGCAGAUGUACCAGAUCCUGCUGCAGAGGACAAAGGGCGAAGUCAAGCCGGUCCCUCGCUGUCAGCUACCGAGCUGCCGAGGAAACGAAAGGGAGAUGUGGAGGAGAGGUCAGACACCCCUGUACAGCAAAGCCUGGACUUCCAAAUGGAUGACGACCUCAGCAGAUCCGAGGAGGAGGAUCAGCAAGUCAAAAUGAAAUGCUUCAGGGAGCCUCACCGCCAGAUUGAAAAGCGGCGGAGGGACAAAAUGAACAACCUCAUCGACGAGCUGUCUGCCAUGAUCCCUGCAUGUCAGCCCAUGGCUCGGAAACUUGACAAACUCACUGUGCUGCGGAAGGCUGUACAACAUCUGAAAGCCCUCAAAGCUGGGACAAGCAGCGCCUUUACAGACACCACCUGCAAGCCUUCCAUCCUGCCUCAUGAUGACCUCAGACACCUUCUGCUCAGGACUGCCGAUGGGUUCCUGUUAGUUGUAAGUUGUGACCGGGCGAAAAUCCUGUUCAUCUCAGAGUCUGUCUCCAAGAUCCUCAACUUUAAGCGGAUGGAUCUGACUGGGCAGAGUUUGUUCGAUUUCAUUCACCCCAAAGACAUCAACAAGGUGAAGGAACAGCUGUCAUCUUCUGACAUGUCCUCUCGCCAGCGUCUCAUUGAUGCAGCAACUGGGGUCCAGGUCCAGGUGGACGCUCCGGUCAGGACAUCCCACUUGUCCUCUGGUGCGCGUCGAUCCUUCUUCUGUCGCAUGAAGCACAGUCAAGUGGCAGGGAAACACGAUGACAAACACUCACUGCCCAGCACUUAUAAAAAGAAAGACGCGUACAGAUAUUGUACCCUCCACUGCACUGGAUACAUGCGUAGUUGGCCAAGUAGCCAGCUGGACUCGGAGGGCGACAUUGACAAGGAAACUUCAACCCUGACCUGCCUGGUGACGGUGUGUCGCCUGAACCCCCACGUGUCCCAACAUCCUUCCAAAGAAAUCAACGUGAAGCCCACCAAGUUCAUCACCCGCUGUGCGAUCGACGGCAAGUUCACUUUUGUUGAUCAACAAGCCACAACAGUCAUCGGUUAUCUGCCACAAGAACUUCUUGGCACGUCGUGUUAUGAAUACUUCCACCAGGACGACCUGCCGCACCUCGCAGAGAAGCACAGGCAAGUUCUUCGAAGCAAAGAGAAGAUUGAGACAAAGUGCUACAAGUUCAAAACAAAAUAUGGCUCCUAUGUUUCACUCCAAAGUCAGUGGUUUAGUUUCACAAAUCCAUGGACCAAAGAAGUCGACUUCAUCGUGUCUUCAAACAAGGCUAUCCUGGGGCCUGGUCACACAAAAGAUGACGAGGGAGCGAGCAGCUCUAAAACACUUCAGGAAGACACAAAGCAAAUACCUGUUAUUCCCGGCCUCUCCAGUGGUGUGGGCACUAUGAUCUACGCAGGCAGCAUAGGGACCCAAAUAGCAAAUGAGCUCAUUGACACCUACAGAGUGAACUCGUCUCCAUCAAGUGGAGCUUCCAGUCCGUUUGGUCCGGUGCUGGAGAAAUGUCCAAUAGUUUCCCCACAAACCAGCAGGAGUGGGUCCAGCAGAGAGGAGACAGCAGGCACUUCAUCAGAGUCCCAGUCUGAGUUGAGGACAGCAGCGGGCGCUAGCAGCGCAACUUCUGAAAGUACAGAUGAGCCGUCCCAGCUAGACUUGGACAACAUGGUGGUUCCAGGCCUGAGCAGCUUCAGCAGCGAUGAAGCAGCCUUAGCGGUCAUCAUGAGCUUGCUGGAGACGGACGCCAACAUGGGUCAAUCGGGGGACUUUGAGGACUUACACUGGCCUUUCUAGAGGGCGCUCAGACUUUCAGCUCCUCUCACACGCUUUUGUGCCGUUUCUUGCCCUUUGCCAAGAACUUGGCCUUUCAGUUAAUAUUGAUGUGGCUGAUGACUGACCUGGCUUUGCACAACUGAACCCACUGGACUUGUACCAAAGGCAGCAACAUGUCAUACUUGAGGAUAGAAGUUUAGGUUUAUAGGAAAUAUUGUGACUGUGAUUACUUUGUUGGUCCCUUUGGUCGUGCUUGAAGGAAAGGGAGGUUCAAAUGCCCCUGGAGCUUGUGGUGAUUCAGAGUCUUCCUCAGCAUCCCCAAGGGGGCUUAGACCAAGACUUUCCACAGCAGAGCGAUGUAUUUGCUCUGCUGCCCUCAGUGACCAAUGUCUGGAGGAGAAUUGGACUCCUGCCAUGUGCAGUGCUGCUAGAGAAAUUCCUCAAACCUUUGACAUUUGCGUAACCUUCGGUACACUGUGAUGACAGACAUGUUUUUCAGAAGAUGGUCUGAUUGUUCUAUUUUUAUUUUAUUUUACGGUUUUAUAAAGAUCCCUACCAGACACCGUUUCGGUAAAAUACUCUAAUUUGGUAAUGUUUUGUCAAAAUUUGUGUCCAGUAAGGGCUGAGGAAAGCUAAACAAGAAUGCUACCCUUUAUCCCCUUCAUUGAGAAUUGCAGAUACAUAUGCAAAUAUGGUGGUGCCUCCAGCUUAGCACCACUAGUGGUCCAUGUUACAUUCCAUAAUGGACUUUUUAAACACAAACCACUUGGGGUGGGGGAAAAACUGAGUCACAUAGGAAUGGAGAUUUUUUUACUGUUAAUUCUUAUUCUUACCUGAAAAUCUGAAUUGGCUUGCAAAUGUCAAAAAUGCAUUAAAAUUACAUUAUUAUAACAAAGGACUAACAUAAAUGAAAAGAGGCUAAACCCAAACUGGAGGGCACAGUGCAAACAGACUAGAAGUAUUUGGGGCACAAUUUGGAUUUAAAGCUGGGGUAGGCAUAAACUUAAACAAAACACACCAGAUUUGCAGGCACAUAUACAUGUGCUUCAUACACAGGGAGCACACAAACAUGACAUUAAACUAACCAUAGUCAGAGUUGUGAGCCUUUGGUUACACAACCCAGCCAACCACUACAACAUAUUUAGAUAUUAUAGUAAAGAAUGCAGUAUUCAAUGGAUGCAACUCCAGUUCUAUGAGUACAUUUUGCUGAUACUGAUGUUUUAUUGCAUUUAAUGUCUCUAUUAGACUCUCUUAUGAAGAAGUCCCUCUUCUUUUUUUGGGUUGCCUGCACUUUCAAUGCUGGCAAAACAACUUUUCCUGCAGGAUUUUGCAGAACAGCAAACAGGAAGUCCCUCUUUCUGGGAUAAAUUUUCUAGAGCCUGAAAACGAAGCCAGGAGGAGGUGCAGAAGUCUGAAAGGUUAUUAGGAAAAAUAACUACCUACCCUGGCUUUAAUCACGUAAUAAUUAGCUUUGCAAGUUGAGCUAUUUUGUGAGUGGCCCUUAGCCCAUCACAGACUGUCAACCUCUAACACACCGACACAGUCUGCACUUCUUCUUGGCUUUACACUUUGACUAAAUGGCCUGUUUGAUUUUAAAAAUCCUGCCCCUGUAAAGAACCACAGUGGCUCUCCCAGGUGCUAGCAUUGCAGCUAAGUGGCUCUUCUCCGUUUCUUGGGACACACUUAAAGCUGACAAUGCACAAUUACUCAAGAACUGAUCUGUGACACCAAGAAUGACCAAAAGGUUUGCCAAAGAGUCCUGCCCCUAUAAGUCAUAUGUACUGUAUUAUUUAGAAGUAAGACUGAUUCUAAUCACCUAUGAUCAGAGAUUAUUUGAGAAGCUAAUCUGACUCGUCUUCUGAUGAGCUGGACAAGGUCUUUUCAUGCACUUUGGUGCUGACUCGUCAUUUGAUUAGACCACAUAAGUAAAGCUGAGUCUAUCAAUAUGAUCUGGGUGAUUGCACAAUUAGAAGAGAUUAUUAAAGAAUUCUGAAAGCAUUUAAAUUUUUAUCUGGCACCACCACAAUACGUUUUCCAAUUUUACUAGUAAAACGAGAGGAACCCUUUACGUCAGGACAGUUUUUAAUGAAAUAAAUACUUGAAUAUGUACUCCUGUUUACAGUAAUGGUCCGUGGAUAAAUGGUAGGUGUGUCGUUGGGUUUGUUACACAACGAAUUGUGUUGGACCAUCAAGUUUCUUAUUACAUAGAAGGAAGCUGACACUAAAUAAACAGGUUAACCACUCAAAGCAACCUUCAAUGAAAAGUUUUGGGCAUACAUCGGAUAUUUCAAGUUUUUAGUCGGAGAAAUCACAAUUCCAUAGGUUCCAGUGUCGCAUUAUGAUCAUAUAUUUAUACUGAAAUGUAGGGGGAAAAAAGAACUCCAUUAGAGUAACGUGAUGACAGCACUUAUAAAGAAAUGAAAUGAGAGGGGUUUCAUGGAUUAUAUAAACGAUCAUUUUUAAAGGAUCCAUUUUAUUGCUGAAUGUGCACUAAAGGGUUGAGCGUGUGUUUGCCAAUACUGUGUUCACAUAUCAGAUACUUGCUGAACAGUUCCAGACUGGAUGCUGAACUCCUGGGAUAAAAUGGAAGGUCCACCAUUAAGGGGAGAAUGUUUUCCAGUGUUAACAAGGGACAGAUCAGCAUUGUAUUGCUGUUGUAUUGUCUUAAAUCGCCUUCCUUGUCACCCUAAAAUAGUGUUUGAACAGCCUAUAGCUGCACACGUUAGCUAUGUUAUUUGUGUUACCAGGGAGACAAUUAUGUUGUAAUCUCUGUCUCUGAAUGUCCAAUUACCGAAACAGCCUAAAGAAAACUCCACCUCGAAGUAUCUCAGACAUAUUUUAAAAACAUCUCUUCUGGAUUUUAUCAGUGGAAAGGCGGUUCAGAGAGAUCCUCCUUUAAAAGUCAGAAUGCAAUGCAGCCAUAUGACAGGUUGAAGUGUGCAGUAGACUGAUUUUUACUGUGUCAGAGGAUGUGAAGGUGGGUUUUAGUUUACUGAGUGGCUAUCUUCAAUACAGCGCAUGUAGACUCUGGUUGUAUCACUGGUUCCUCAAAUCUUGAAAGUAUAAUGUGAUUGCAUUGCCUUGAACCCGUGUUGUUUCUGACAAAGUCCCAUUUUAAGUUAAGUUAUGCACUCUUUUUGGCUUUAAAAGCAAAGCUGACAUUAUUUGCUGUUGCCAUCUGUCCAUUUGAAAUGGACACUAAUGCAUAUUUAACAUGACCUGCUAUCAAAAGGCAAAAUGUCUGAUAUUUGUAUGUGAUAACUGUUGAUGUAUCUGCUGUAAUAAGGAAUGGCGGCUGAAAUCUUUGACAGUAAAAUAGUUUUUUUUUUUUCAGA